GUCACAUCUGUGUUUAACAUGGAGGCUGUCUUAGCCGAUUGAAAGAAAAAUGCCGCUCGAAUGAGGCAAAUAACUUGCACUUAUUCUGAAAAGACGCCAAUUUAGUCAGUAUGACGAACAGGACUUCUUAUUUUUAUGACCCCGACGUGGGGAACUUUCAUUACGGUGCUGGUCAUCCCAUGAAGCCUCACAGACUGUCCCUGACUCACAGUCUGGUGUUGCAUUAUGGACUCUACAAGAAAAUGAUGGUGUUUAAGCCAUACAAAGCCUCGCAGCAUGACAUGUGUCGCUUCCACUCGGAGGACUACAUAGACUUUUUGCAGAAAGUCAGCCCCAACAACAUGCAAGGUUUCACUAAAAGCCUUAACACAUUUAACGUUGGGGAUGAUUGUCCAGUAUUUCCAGGACUGUUUGAGUUCUGCUCCAGAUACACUGGAGCCUCAUUGCAGGGAGCUACGCAACUUAACCACAAGAUCUGUGACAUUGCCAUCAACUGGGCUGGAGGAUUGCAUCAUGCCAAAAAGUUUGAGGCUUCUGGCUUCUGCUACGUCAAUGACAUUGUCAUCAGCAUUCUGGAGCUCCUGAAAUACCACCCCAGGGUUCUGUACAUUGACAUCGACAUCCACCAUGGCGACGGGGUCCAGGAAGCAUUCUACCUGACUGACCGUGUCAUGACUGUGUCUUUUCACAAAUAUGGGAACUACUUUUUCCCAGGCACAGGGGACAUGUACGAGGUUGGAGCAGAGAGUGGACGUUACUACUGCCUCAAUGUUCCUCUGAGGGAUGGGAUCGAUGACCAGAGCUACAGACAACUGUUCCAGCCAGUCAUCAAGCAGGUUGUGGACUUUUACCAGCCCACCUGUAUUGUGCUGCAGUGUGGAGCAGACUCUCUGGGCUGUGACCGUCUGGGAUGUUUUAACCUCAGCAUACGAGGACACGGCGAGUGUGUGGAGUUUGUCAAGAGCUUUAAGAUUCCUCUCUUGGUCCUUGGAGGUGGAGGAUACACUGUGAGGAACGUGGCUCGCUGCUGGACCUUCGAGACGUCCCUGCUGCUGGACGAGUCCAUCAGUGAUGAGCUCCCAUACAGUGAAUAUUUUGAGUACUUCGCCCCAGAUUUCACUCUGCACCCGGAUGUCAGCACCAGGAUAGAGAACCAGAACUCCCGUCAGUACCUGGAGCAGAUCCGUCAGACAGUGUUCGAGAACUUGAAGAUGCUCAACCACGCUCCCAGCGUCCAGAUCCAUGACGUUCCCUCAGACAUGCUGAACUACGAGCGCACGGAUGAACCAGACCCAGAAGAGAGGGGUGGCGAGGAAAACUACACCAGACCUGAGGCUGCCAACGAGUUCUACGACGGUGACCAUGACAACGACAAAGAGAGCGAUGUGGAGAUUUGAGCCAUGCAUAUACAUAUGAAGGACACUGAAUGGGUUCAGGCCGGAGAUCUGCCCGGAGUUGGUUCCUCAUCACUGUUGUGGUUCUGUCGUGGGCUGUGAGUGUGUGACCUCUUAACAGAACGUCAGCUUGUUAUGAAAAUGUUCCUGCCCUUUGGAUAAAGUGUGUUGUUUUGUAGCCACAUUUGUACCGUUUGCUGUUUUGUUUUUAUAGUAUGUCGACAACUUUAUAAUAAAACAAUUGUAUACCGCAUUGUUUGCUGCUCACCAC
Messenger RNA from Synchiropus splendidus (mandarinfish), 1665 nucleotides. RefSeq names its product histone deacetylase 3 (gene hdac3). Bases 111 to 1397 code for a protein of 428 amino acids. The record is from RefSeq and is a predicted model, not a curated record. The transcript has 15 exons. Gene Ontology annotation, molecular function: histone deacetylase activity. Lineage: Eukaryota; Metazoa; Chordata; Actinopteri; Syngnathiformes; Callionymidae.